Molecule: messenger RNA, 333 nt
Organism: Necator americanus (New World hookworm)
Lineage: Eukaryota; Metazoa; Nematoda; Chromadorea; Rhabditida; Ancylostomatidae
Exons: 2
Coding region: 1-333 (110 amino acids)
Source: RefSeq, a predicted model, not a curated record
AUGAAACUUCAACAUGUUGUCAAACUUGCAUCAAGACCUAGAGCGGGAAUCAGGGUGAACGGACAACCGAUCAAACUCGUCGAUGAGUUCUGUUACCUGGGCUACACGCUGAAGAACAACGGGUACUACGAGAAAGAUAUUCAGCAAAGAUGCGCUAAGGCCACUUCUGCAUUUAACUCCUUUAACGAAAUGCCUGUGGUCGACCCCCAUCACCAACGAAGUCAAGCCGCAAGUCCGCCUAUCCGCAAUUCGCCCCAUCAUGAUGUACGAAUAGGAUACUUGUGGCCUAUAGUAUGCCACAAUGAAGAGCUUUACGCGGAAAUCGAUAUUUGA